Strongyloides ratti is the source of this 1041-nucleotide messenger RNA. RefSeq names its product DOMINA protein. The transcript has a single exon. Lineage: Eukaryota; Metazoa; Nematoda; Chromadorea; Rhabditida; Strongyloididae. Gene Ontology annotation, molecular function: DNA-binding transcription factor activity, RNA polymerase II-specific; transcription cis-regulatory region binding. The record is from RefSeq and is a predicted model, not a curated record. Gene Ontology annotation, biological process: regulation of transcription by RNA polymerase II. Bases 1 to 1041 code for a protein of 346 amino acids.
AUGAAUAAUCAGUAUUAUAAUAUUACUACAACAAAUCCUAUUGCAUCUUUAGAACAUAUGGCAUUAUGUGUGGGUGAAGAACCUCAAAGAAUAAAUAAAGAAAAUUUGUACAAAAGAGUUAAGAAACCUAAAACUUCAUUAUCAUUUCCUCAAUUAGUUGGUUUAAUUAUAAUUAAUACAACAACAAAAGCAUUAUCUGUAAGUGAAAUUUAUGAAAUAGUAUCAGAUAUUUUUCCAUGUUAUGAUGAUACAAAUCCAACAUGGAAAAAUUCAAUAAGACAUAAUUUAUCAACAAAAGAUUGGUUUCAAAAACUUCGUGAACCAUUAACUGAUAAUGGAUUUCGUCAAAGUUGUAUUUGGGGAUUUAGAACAUUAUCAUGUAUAAAUCAAAUUCUUGAAAAAGUUCAAACAACAGUAAAAAAAGAUUCAAAAAGUAUUAUAGAACAUAUGAAAAAACCAGAAAAUUUUGAAAAAUUUAUAAAUGGAAAUUUAAUGAUAAUUCCAAAAGAUUGUGGAACAUAUAAAUUUAAUCAAACAAUUCCAAUACAAUAUCAUUAUAAAGAAUUUUAUUCAGAAAUAUUAGAUAUAAAUGAAAGAAAUGAAAAUUUAUAUUUAAAACAAAAUAGUAUAUUAAAUAAUUAUAAUACAAUAAAAAAAGUUACAUCAUCUAAAAGAAAAUAUACAAAUAAUGAUAAUGAUGAUAUUGAUAAUCAACCUGAAAUUAAAAAAGUAUAUAAUUAUAUGUAUUGUCAAGAUAAUUAUCAAUAUUCUGAUGAAACAAUAUAUUAUAAUAAUUAUUAUAAUAAUACAUAUGAAAAUUAUAAAAAUCAAGAUACAACUUCACCACCUAUAUCACCUAUACCACAUUCUCCAAUUAUUGAUAUUAAUUGUUCUGUUGAUAGUGGUGUUGGUUCUAUGUAUAUGAAUUCACCUCAAUCAUUUGAAGUACCAAAUUAUCAAAAUGAAAAUACUUCUUUGAAUAUAACAAGAGAUAAUGCUCCCGAAAUAAUGAAUGAAUUUUUUUAUAUUUAUGAUAAUUAA